Molecule: messenger RNA, 1494 nt
Organism: Arachis stenosperma
Lineage: Eukaryota; Viridiplantae; Streptophyta; Magnoliopsida; Fabales; Fabaceae
Exons: 5
Coding region: 158-1072 (304 amino acids)
Biological process (GO): protein transport
Source: RefSeq, a predicted model, not a curated record
CCAAUUCAAAACUCUGAAAUCAUUCAUAUAUAUUAAUAUAUAUAUAUAAGUGCUAGCAGGUUUUGGCAUUAACAUAUUCAACUUGAACUCUUGUCACAGCAUCAUAGUCAUUUUUGUUUCACCAAACAACAAAGAAAUUGAAGAGGAAACAUCAAAGAUGGGUUUGCUUGGAAAAAACUUCACUUCAAAAAUAAGAAAUAUGGCAACACUUGCCGUAUCUAGGAUUGCAAUCUUGAAGAACCACCACAAAGCUCGAGCUUCUUAUGCCUACUCUGAUGCUGCUCAACUCCUUCGCCUUGGUUACCAUGACCGUGCUCUACUUCGAGUGGAGCAUUGGAUAAGAGAACAGAACAUACUGGAUGUGUUUGAUAUGAUAGAAAAUUACUGUCACUACCUAAGAGAAAGUGCAGAACUACUUGAGAAGAACAGGGAUUUUCAUAAUGAGCUCAAGGAAGCAACAUCUAGCCUUAUCUUUGCAUCUUCAAGGUGUGGAGAAUUUCCAGAACUGCACAAGAUUCAAGAGAUUUUGACAUCAAAGCUUGGGAAAGAGUUUGCGGAUGAAGCUAUUGAGUUGCAUAGAAAUAAUGGAGUGAAUGCUAAGAUGAUAGAAAAGCUUUCAACAAGAGGGCCUAACAUGGAAAUCAGAAUGAAAGCGCUGAGGCAGAUUGCUGCGGAAAUUGGUGUUACUUUGCAUUUUGAGCAGGAACCUAUAUUGACAAAUGUGAACAAAUGGCAAGGUGAAGUGAAAACCAAACAAGGGAGUAGUGCUAAUGAUCCUAAGCAUGAAAAUGUAACCGUGGAAGAGGGUUCAUAUGAUAGGAACAAGGAUAGAAGCAAAGAAGCCUUGGAAGAAUUUCAUUCAAUUCAAAAUCCAAAUUCAAGAGAUAGCAUGAAAACAUCAUCAAGGAAAUCUAAGUUAAUUCCCAAUGAAAAGGUCAAGGGAGAUUCAAAUCAUGAAGAUUCUGUUGAAGAAAGAACAAACCCUUCUAUAGUAACAACUCAUUUUCCAAAGCAGAAUCGAACGCAGCAUGAUCAUGUAGAUUGGAAGAUCAUGUCAGUUAGGACAAGAUGAACACAGAGAUGAACAAUUGUUCUAUUUAUUUUUGAAAAACAUUUGUUGUUUCAUUUGUAUAACAUUUGGAAUUAAGAUGCAAAAGUUUUUGGAUAUGGUCCUAUGAAUGAAUAGAGAGAACGAAAUUAGAACUAUACAUAUAUGAUAGUUAAAGGUCUUGUCAUCCUAAAUGCACACACAAUAUACCAUCUACAGCAGGGUCGGUUUUUCAUUUAGAAAUUUCCAAAUCAUAAUAGUUUGAACAAAGUUGAUUGAUUUUUGAAUUUCAAAUGAAAAUCCAACACGCAUAAACACUUGGUUCUUCUUCCAAUUUCAAAGAAUAGCAUGCACUAGUAGUCUUCUAAUUAUGAACUUAACCUUCCAAACUGCAUUGCAUGCACUUAGCUAUUUUUUAAGAUCCACCAAGUCCACAUGACGAGGCU